Herpailurus yagouaroundi (jaguarundi) is the source of this 3139-nucleotide messenger RNA. It is a transcript of the gene HUS1B, whose product is annotated as HUS1 checkpoint clamp component B. Gene Ontology annotation, cellular component: checkpoint clamp complex; site of double-strand break. Lineage: Eukaryota; Metazoa; Chordata; Mammalia; Carnivora; Felidae. The record is from RefSeq and is a predicted model, not a curated record. Gene Ontology annotation, biological process: mitotic intra-S DNA damage checkpoint signaling; meiotic DNA integrity checkpoint signaling; telomere maintenance.
ACAGAGCCCAACGUUUGGCUCAAACUCACGAGCUGUGAGAUUAUGACCAGAGCCAAAGUCGGACGCUUAACUGACUGAGCCACCCAGCCACCCCAGUAAUGGAGUUAUUUAGCAUUGUUUUGGAAGUUAUAUAACAAAAGCAGUCAGGCAAUUAAAAUAAGUGAGACAUAAAUAUUGAAGAGCAAAUGUCCAAGUUAUGAUAGGAUUUGAAGGUAAUAAGAUUUUCUGUAGAGAAAACAUUAAGGAAAAGAUCAUUUGGAAAAUGAUUUCAAUUGAGGGAGACUCAGUGCUCAGUAAGUUGCCUGGCUUCAAGAUAAAUUACAUGGGCUUCUCUGUGAACAGAGCUGAACAGUUUAUUGACAGUUAUAAAUGAUUUGAAUGUGUGGGAAGAUUCAGUAUUGUAGAUAGUUUAAAUGUCCUGAGAUUAUCUAGAUAGUCAAUGUAAUUGAUAUAUUUGUUCAUUUAACAAAUAUGUGUUGAGUGUCAGUGAUAUCCAGGUGGAUGUUCUAAAUGCUGGGUGUGUAGCAGUGUAUGGAAAUAUAAACAACCCUUUUCUUCUGGGACUUACAGUCUGGUUAGUAGAGGUAAAUAAAAGAAUCAGGAAUAUAGUAUGUCAGGGUCAUGAUAAUCCCAUCAAAAUUUUAGUAGGGUUAUUUUUAGAAUCUUACACAAUAUUUUAAAGUUCAUCUGGAUCAAUACCUGUGACAGGAUGGUAAAGAUAACUUGUUAAAGAUUAUUUGUCCUAUUGAAUAUUUCAUUAAAAUAACUAUGUUAUAGUUACAAAAUACAUCAGUGGGACAAAAUAUAGAAGGUCUAGAAAUAGUCUCAAAUGAGGAUUUUUGUCAUUAAUAAAAGUGGCAUUUCAGACUAGUGGAGAAAACAAUGGAUUGUUCAGUGAAAUGGUAUUUGGUCAACUAGCUAUUUAAUACUGCAAAGUAGAUUCCAAAUGAGUUAGGUAAUUAAGAAGAUAAAACAACAUUAAAGUACCAGAAACAUGACUUUGAAAGCAUGAUUCUAGAAGUAGCAAAGAAAAGGUUAAUAGGUUUGACAUUAAAAAAGACUCAAUUUCCUACGAGCAAAGAGCACCAUAAACAAUGUGAAAAGACAAAGGAUAAACUGAGAAAGAUAUUCACAGUGUAUAAAGUGGACAGAGAGUUAAUGUUACUAGAGGUCUUAAAAUCAAGGAAAAUAAACCUAAUAAAAAGUUGCAAUGAUCAUUAAAAUGGAAUUCACCCACAAUGCAGGUUGAGAGCAUUUAUUUUACUUUGCCUAUCAAAUUGCUACAGAUUAAACAGAUUGCUACUACCAAGUGUCCCUGGUGGAAGGGUGUGUUGAUAAAGCUUUUCUGCAGGCCAGUUUGGUAAUAUGUACAUGUUAGGAUCUUAAAUGCACAACUUUUGACUGGUAAUUCGUCUUUGAAUGUACUGUAGGGAAAUAAUUGGAUAAAUGUGCAAAAAGUUUUAUAGAAAAAUGUUCAUUGUCAUAUUCAUCAUAGCAAAAAAUUGGAAAUUGUCACUUUGAUUAUACAUCACUACAAUGGAAUACUAAGCAGCCUGAAAAUGAUGUAGAUUUAUAUUUGCCAGUGAGGAAAGAUGUCCAUCUUAUAGUUUAUAAAAAUCAGUUGCAAAUGUAUGCCUAAGCAUGCUACAGUUUUAGAAAGCACAUGUAACUGUAUGUACAUAUAUGUCCUGGUUGAUGAAGACAGUAUUAAUGCAUAUACCAACAGAGUGAAAUGUGGCUCUGUGAAAGAUGAUUUCAAUUUUCUUUGUACAGUUUAGAAAGAAUAUUUAGAAGUUUCUGUGGUGGAAUGCCUGUCCUUUUAAUUAGCAGAGUGGAAACAGUAAAGCUCUUUUUAAGGGAGGAGGUAGAGGGAAGAUGAAGAUGGGAAUAGAGGCCUUGGUUUUAGGGACCCCAUGUCUGCCAUGCCUUGUUGCCCUUCUCAGGGGGCCUGCAGGUGAGUGGAACCCGAGUAUUGGCUCUGUUGGGACUUGCUACAUGUGGGGUCGUCCCCUGCUGACCAAGCUCUGGAUGCCAUCCUCAUGGCAUCAUGAAGUUUUGUGCCAGCAUUUCUGGCAAAGACUUUAUGGAGCUCUUUAUUCACAUCUGCAGCACCGUAUCAAAGCUGGAGAGAGUCUGUGUGCUCCACAUGCCAGCACAAGUGUGCUUCAGGCCUGAUGACUGCAGGGUCAUCUGUGAUGCUAGAGUGUGGUGUGAGGUGAGGCGGGAGACUUUCCACUGGUUUCACAUGAAAGAUGUUUCAGAGGAGUUUAAUGAGAUUUAUUUAGAGCUGCUAUCUGAGCAUUUGUUCAGACAGGUGAGAAGCACAGGGAAUGCCUCUGCCCUGAAGCCCCAGUUGACCAAUAAGUGGCUCCCCCACCUCGCCGUGGCUGUGGAGCUGCCAUUGCCCACAGGUUGGACUCUUGUUGUGGUACACAGUGAUUGAUCGCCUGUGAGGUUGCUUCCCAGAGUGGUGUUGGAAGAUUUCCUGGAGCCCAGUGUGCAAGCCCAUGAUGUUAGUGUUUAUCUUCCUGCUUUGAAGACUCUGAAGAGCACUAUAGAAAGGCUAGCAAACUUGGGUGAUCAAGUGCUGGUUGAAGCAAAUCUAAAUGGCAAAAUGAACUUGAGGGUACAAACUGAUGUGUCUAUUAAAAGUUAUUUUAACAAUUUUGGAAAUCCUUCCAAGUCUGCUCAGGAUAUGCCUCAAGAUAGAAACCCUGAGAAUAUGUUGCAAGUACUAGUGGAAAGUAGGAAGCUUCUGUAGUUUUUCGAGGGAAGCAAAAUAAAUCCUACAAUAGCCUUAUGCAAUAUUUUGAGCAAUACUCUUCUUCAUCUUGUUUUGGUUCAUGAAGAUGUCUCUUUUCAGUAUUUUAUUUUUGCUUAUAAAAAUUCAAGCGGCCUAUUAGUCAGCGUCCGGAGUGACUGUCCCCAGUCACUGCAGGGCUGCAGUCUCCCAGAGCCUCUGGAGUUGCACAUUGCUUCUUCCAUAUGGUCAGCUUGCACGGCAUUGAUGAAUCAGCUCCCAGUUUCAAGAUGCUGGCUUCAUUUUGCUGUGGUGAAUCCAGAGACCCACCUCGGUUAUCUUUACUUCAGUAGGGGUGGACGGAAUGACAGUGAACGGGCCCCUUCAGAGGGAUUUUAG